CCCCGGUCACUAUUUCCCCAACCCAACCUCCUCUCCUCCCAUCCUAUCUCGUCUUCUCUUCUCCACUACACCACCGCCUCCACCACCACUCCCGACGAGACAGGAACCGCAAGGAACCAAAACGCCUUUCCGCUCCGCCGCUAACUGCCCACCCACCACGACCGGUCGUGUUGAAUCGACGAACGUGUUUGUCGUCUUCGCCGGGCCUGUGAGAUUUUCUGCUCCGGGAUCGGAGAUGGGAGCCGAGGCGGAGUGCGACCGGAUCAGGGGACCCUGGAGCCCUGAGGAGGAUGACGCGCUGCGGCGGCUCGUGGAGCGGCACGGCGCGCGCAACUGGACGGCGAUCGGGCGCGAGAUCCCCGGCCGGUCGGGGAAGUCGUGCCGCCUGCGGUGGUGCAACCAACUGUCGCCGCAGGUGGAGCGCCGGCCCUUCACGGCCGAGGAGGACGCCGCCAUCGUCCGCGCCCACGCGAGGCUCGGCAACCGCUGGGCCGCCAUCGCGCGGCUCCUCCCUGGGCGCACCGACAACGCCGUCAAGAACCACUGGAACUGCUCCCUCAAGCGCAAGCUCGCCGCCGCCACCGCCGCCUCCGGAGCGGUCGCAGGCGCGGGCGCGGACGAGUUCGAGGCGCGGCCGUGCAAGCGCGUCAGCCUCUCGCCGGACAGCCCCUCGUCGGGAACCGGCACGGUCUCCGACCGCAGCGACCUCAGCCACGGCGCCGGCGCCGGCUCCGGCUCCGGGUCCGGGCAGAUUUACCGCCCCGUGCCGCGGUCCGGCGGGUUCGAGCCGGCGGACUGCGCGAUGAGCCGGCCUGUCGAGGACGACGACCCGCUCACCUCCCUCUCCCUCUCGCUCCCAGGCACGGACCAGCGGUUCCACCACGACCGCGCCCAUAGCCAGUUCCAGGAGCUCCCGCCGCCGCCGUCGCCGCCCUCGCCUUCCCCACCACCACCACCGGCCCCCGUCGCCGCCGCAGCGACCUCGCCGUACCCGUUCAACCCCGACUUCAUGGCGGUGAUGCAGGAGCUGAUCCGCACGGAGGUGCAGCGGUACAUGGCGAGCGUGGGCGUCCGCGCCGGGUGCGGCCCCGCGGGCGGCGCCGAGCUCUGCAUGCCCCAGCUGGUGGAGGGCGUCAUGCGCGCCGCCGCCGAGCGCGUCGGCGCCGUCGGGCGGAUCCAGUAGCCCCGGACCAGUCCAGUCAGCCUAGGCGGAGCGCAAUCUGUUCUUAUCAGUAGAGCAAAAGAAAAACUUUGUCUCGAGUUUUUUCAAUUUUAUUUUCUUGAACUGCUGUGCGAAACCGACACAACAGUCAAGAACUGGGAAAAGAAUGGGAGAUGGAAAUGGGAGAGAGAGGGAGAGAUGCAAGGCUGAGCAAAGCUUAAGCUGCAUGUAAUGGUGGGUAUGGCGGCGCUGCCUCCUCUGUACAGGGAACAUAUUCGAAAUGGAUCGCGCACAAUCUGAACUCGCCAUUUCCGCACAA
Molecule: messenger RNA, 1481 nt
Organism: Setaria italica (foxtail millet)
Lineage: Eukaryota; Viridiplantae; Streptophyta; Magnoliopsida; Poales; Poaceae
Product: transcription factor MYB44
Exons: 1
Coding region: 236-1183 (315 amino acids)
Biological process (GO): regulation of DNA-templated transcription
Cellular component (GO): nucleus
Molecular function (GO): RNA polymerase II cis-regulatory region sequence-specific DNA binding; DNA-binding transcription factor activity, RNA polymerase II-specific
Source: RefSeq, a predicted model, not a curated record